Molecule: messenger RNA, 3135 nt
Organism: Lachancea mirantina
Lineage: Eukaryota; Fungi; Ascomycota; Saccharomycetes; Saccharomycetales; Saccharomycetaceae
Source: the annotation of a GenBank genome assembly
AUGUCUGACUCCGCACAAUCUGUAAAGGUUCUUAACGAACUUUUCGAGAAGCUAACGGUGGCUACUCCCGAGAACAGAGAGGCCACUGCGGGCGAAAUCUCAUCGUUUUUGAACGGUUCUAUCAUUGAGCAUGACAUUCCAGAACAGUUUUUUCAAGAACUUGAGAAGGCUUUGAAGAGCAAAAAGAGCGCUGCUAACGCUUUGGAAGCCGUCAUUUCCAUCGCCAGCGAGUCUAACUUGUCUCCUUCCGUCGAGCCACUUGUCGUGGCUCUUGUUCCUGAAGUCGCUGUCAAGUCCGGUGACAAGGACAAAGACACCCAAGCUUUGGCCGCUAAGGCUUUGGUUGCCAUCUCCAAGGCUAUCAACCCUGUCGCUGUUAAGGCUUACUUACCUCACUUGACCCAGUCUUUGAGCAACACCAACAAAUGGCAAGAAAAGGUUGCUGUCUUGGCUUCCAUCAGUGCUUUGGUCGAUGCUGCUAAGGAGCAGGUUUCUUUGAGAAUGCCUGAGUUGAUCCCAGUUUUGUCCGAGGCCAUGUGGGACACCAAGAAGGACGUUAAGGAGGCCGCCACUGCCACUAUCACCAAGGCUACCGAGACCGUUGAAAACAAGGAUAUUGAACGUUUCAUUCCAGAACUGAUUGGAUGUAUUGGUAACCCUAACUUGGUUCCAGAAACCGUUCACUUGUUGGGUGCCACUACUUUUGUUGCUGAAGUGACUCCUGCUACUUUGUCCAUCAUGGUUCCAUUGUUGGCCAGAGGUUUGGCCGAAAGAGAAACUUCCAUCAAGCGUAAGGCCGCCGUCAUUAUCGACAACAUGUGUAAAUUGGUCGAAGACCCACAAGUUGUCGCUCCAUUCUUGAGCAAAUUGUUGCCAGGUUUGAAGAACAACUUCGCCACCAUUGCCGACCCAGAAGCUCGUGAAGUUACUUUGAGAGGUUUGAAGACCUUGAGAAGAGUUGGUAACGUUGGUGAAAAUGACGCUUUGCCAGAGAUUUCUCACGCUGGUGACAUUGCCACCACCAGAUCUGUUUUCGACGAAUUGCUAAAGGGCGAGACCGUCGAAAAGAGAUUCGCUGUUGUUCAAGAGUACAUCGCUGCCAUUGCUGCUGAUUUGAUCGACGAGAGAAUCAUCGACCAACAGGCUUGGUUCACUCACGUGGUUCCUUACGCCACCAUUUUCCUACAUGAAAGAAAGGCCAAGGACGUUGUUGACGAAUUCAGAAAGAGAGCCGUUGACAACAUUCCAGUCGGUCCAAACUUCGACGACGAGGAAGACGAAGGUGAAGACCUAUGUAACUGUGAGUUCUCUUUGGCCUACGGUGCUAAGAUCUUGUUGAACAAGACUCAAUUGAGACUAAAGAGAAGCAGAAGAUACGGUUUGUGUGGUCCAAACGGUGCUGGUAAAUCCACUUUGAUGAGAGCCAUUGCUAACGGUCAAGUUGAUGGUUUCCCAACUCAAGAGGAAUGUAGAACCGUUUACGUUGAACACGACAUCGACGGUACUCACGCCGAGACUUCUGUCUUGGACUUCGUUUUCCAAGGUGACGUUGGUACCAAGGAAGUUAUCACCGACAAAUUGAGAGAAUUCGGUUUCUCUGAUGAAAUGAUUGCUAUGCCUAUCGCUUCUUUGUCUGGUGGUUGGAAGAUGAAAUUGGCUUUGGCCAGAGCUGUGUUGAAGAACGCCGACAUCUUGUUGUUGGACGAACCAACUAACCAUUUGGACACUGUCAACGUCGCUUGGUUGGUUAACUACUUGAACACUUGUGGUAUCACUUCCAUCAUUGUUUCUCACGACUCCGGUUUCUUGGACAAUGUGUGUCAAUACAUUAUUCACUACGAAGGUUUGAAACUAAGAAAGUACAGAGGAAACUUGUCUGAGUUUGUCAAGAAGUGCCCAACUGCCCAAGCUUACUACGAAUUGGGAGCCUCCGACUUGGAAUUCAGAUUCCCAGAACCUGGUUACCUAGAAGGUGUCAAGACCAAGCAAAAGGCCAUUGUCAAGGUCUCUAACAUGACUUUCCAAUACCCAGGUACCGCCAAGCCUCAAAUUGCCGACAUCACUUUCCAAUGUUCGUUGUCUUCCAGAAUUGCCGUCAUUGGUCCUAACGGUGCUGGUAAGUCCACCUUGAUCAACGUUUUGACUGGUGAACUUUUGCCAACCACUGGUGAAGUCUACACUCACGAGAACUGUCGUAUUGCUUACAUUAAGCAACACGCUUUCGCACACAUCGAAUCCCACUUGGACAAGACUCCAUCUGAGUACAUCCAAUGGAGAUUCCAAACCGGUGAAGACAGAGAAACCAUGGACAGAGCCAACAGAGUCAUUAACGAAAACGAUGCUGAAGCCAUGAACAAAAUCUACAAAAUCGAAGGUACCCCAAGAAGAAUUGCCGGUAUCCACGCUAGAAGAAAGUUCAAGAACACUUAUGAGUACGAAUGUUCUUUCUUGUUGGGUGAGAACAUCGGUAUGAAAUCCGAGAGAUGGGUUCCAAUGAUGUCUGUUGACAACGCUUGGUUGCCAAGAGGUGAGGUCAUUGAGUCUCACGCCAAAUUGGUUGCUGAGGUCGACAUGAAGGAGGCUUUAGCUUCCGGUCAAUUCCGUCCAUUGACCAGAAAGGAAAUCGAAGAGCACUGUGCUAUGUUGGGUCUAGAUGCCGAACUAGUUUCUCACUCCAGAAUCAGAGGUUUGUCUGGUGGUCAAAAGGUCAAGUUGGUCUUGGCUGCUUGUUCUUGGCAAAGACCUCACUUGAUCGUCUUGGAUGAGCCUACCAACUAUUUGGACAGAGAUUCUUUGGGUGCUUUGUCUAAGGCUUUGAAGGCUUUCGAAGGUGGUGUCAUUAUCAUUACUCACUCUGCUGAAUUCACUAAAGACUUGACUGAAGAAGUCUGGGCGGUCAAGGACGGUCUAAUGACUCCAUCUGGUCACAACUGGGUCGCUGGUCAAGGUAGUGGUCCUAGAAUUGAAAAGAAGGAAGAUGAAGAGGACAAAUUCGAUGCCAUGGGUAACAAGAUCAGCGGUGGUAAGAAGAAGAAGAAGUUGUCUUCUGCUGAAUUGAGAAAGAAGAAGAAGGAAAGAAUGAAGAAGAAGAAGGAGUUGGGUGACGCUUACGAGUCUUCUGACGAUGAAUUUUAA